Messenger RNA from Punctularia strigosozonata HHB-11173 SS5, 2967 nucleotides. RefSeq lists its product as uncharacterized. The record is from RefSeq and is a predicted model, not a curated record. Bases 1 to 2967 code for a protein of 988 amino acids. Gene Ontology annotation, biological process: division septum assembly. The transcript is spliced from 8 exons. Gene Ontology annotation, cellular component: division septum. NCBI's taxonomy places the organism in Eukaryota, Fungi, Basidiomycota, Agaricomycetes, Corticiales, Punctulariaceae.
AUGUCUCAAGCCAAGCUGUUCGUCAUCCCGCGUUCUGGCCGAAGGGGCUCAUCGCUGAUUUUCACCGCAGAACGCUCCGCCCACCGCCCAACGUUGAGUUACCCGGGCAUACCACCUGGGCCGGACCGCCCGCAGGCCGCAGUGAAAGGGGCAAUUGAACUGCGUGUCGCGCCCCAGGGAGUCAAGGCGAAAUGGGUCAGGAUUGAGAUGCGGAAGAUCGAGACCCUACCAGGCGGGGGUCAGAACAACGUUUUCGUGGACUUCGUGGGCCAGAGCCCGGUGAACGUUUGGCAGGCCAGUGAGGACUAUGCCAUGUUACAUACCCAAGACUUCCCGUUUUAUAUCCGGAUACCCGACACGAUACCCCCCAGCUUGGCUCUCGAAAAAGGAGCCGGCAUCAAGUACGAACUGAUCGCAACAGUGUGCAUAAAGGGCAAAAAAGGCUUUUUCCGUCGCGACAAAUCGAUCGUUCUAUCUACGACUGCUCCCAUCAUCAUCGAUAAGCAUGAACUGCACUCCGUUUGGCCUCUAUAUCAACAACCGGAGACGCGCAAGUUCACGCAGGACGGCGUGACCCUCACCAUCGACCGGAAUCAUACUUGCUACGGUCCCGGAGAUCGUGUUUCUGUCUCUGCGACCCUGAAAUCCGACAGCUUGCAUACUGUCAUUCUUCGUGGCUUCGAGUUUACGUUGAAGGAGACUACCGUCUUUCGUGCUGGCCCGCAUGCCACAGGCAAGAAGGCUGUCCCUCAGGUUCGUGUCUCCGUCAUUGGGGACCAGAAGGUGCCAGUGAACGCCACUCUGUACGGCGGCAACCAACACAAAACGGAACUAUCAUGUAUGAUACCGUCAAUGCACACUUCGACCACUCUCAACUCUGCACGACAUAUCGACAUCACAUAUAUUCUCGUCGUCCGGGCGUUGAUGGGCACUGGCAAACCCAUCAUCGUGGAUCUUCCUGUCAUGAUCUCUAACUGGCCGAGAAACGUCUCCGUGGAGGCUAUAAAACGAAUAGGGCCGACCCAGGCGCUUUCGCUGGUACAUCAGGGCCCGACAUCGCAAAGUUCUCCUCAGGGCGUUAUUGUCCAGACCCCUGCGAAUCCGCAAUACCCUAACACUGUAUCGGGAGUGGCAUCCAGGCCUGCUCAGGAAUUUGAUGCCGGUAAACAGUACACGACACUGGCCAGUACUGGGCAAAAUGGCUAUGGGGUGGAUGAGUUCGGCUACAACCGCCCUGCUAUGUCCAGUUCCGCUACGAAGGCUGGAGCGAAUGCUGUUCAGAAUUCGUAUGGCGCUGGAAGGCGACCCGGUUCUCCCGACGGGCCCAACGGAAACGAAGCCUCGAGAAUGUCCAUUUCAACGUCCACCAGUGGUCCCAAUGCACGCGUAGCACCGUCCGCGCAAUUUGCUCAACGCCGGUUCACCGUCACGAACAUCGACGAGAAUGAUUCGCCAGUCAGUUCUGACGAACACCUCGAGCCGGAAAAGAAGGCGCCGCCACCGUCGACACCGCCGCAAAACCAGUGGCUUACAGCCGAGCAAGAAAAGCAGCUGCUAUAUGAACGUGCGCGGGCCCAGGCUGAACGGACGCAAACGAUGGCCGCCAAUCCUCUUGCACCUAUGGCUCUACCAAUAAAUCUGCAUCAGGAUGCAGGACCUAUCAUGUCAUCGCCUGGGCCUGUGCCCAAACUCGCGAAUGGUUGGAUGCCUGCAGAGGAAGAGAAGCAGCGACUGUAUAACGAGGCUACAGCGCUUGCUGCGCGCACGCAAGGUUACGCUUCAUCCCUGCACAACCGGACGAAUUCACAAGGAUCGCAUGCCUCGAUGGCCCGGACAGGAUCACCUCAACCCGGCUUCCCGCCUGCUCAGAGCUUAUACGGCCAGGUACCCAACGGACGGUCGGUUGGCGGAAGCUCCGCAUACCCGACUCCUGCUCCGAGCACACACUCGCCGCCUCGAACAGGCCCUGCGGCGCUCUCCUCACAACCACAGUAUGCAUCCGCCGAGCAAGAGAAAGCGAUGCUGCGUCGGUACGAAGAAGCCAGGGCCGCGGUGGACCGGGUGCAAAGUUACGGCGGAUACGAACAGGAACCCGUCGCAGGAGGGUCAGGCGCUGCGUCAACCUCGGAUCCUAUACCAUAUGACGCCCUAUUCCCGGCUCCACAAAACAUGGCAGGUUCUGGCGCCGCAUCCGUCGACAUGCCGCCUGCAUUCAAUGUAGGAAAACCAUACACGUCUGCUCUGGACGAGAAGGAGCGCGCUCGGCGGUACUACGAAGCACAAGAUGCCGUUGCGCGGGCGCAACAUCCGUACGCUAACGGAGGCAGGCACUCACCUCCUCCGCCAGCGCCCACUCCCAGUUACAGCGGCAGCAGCCAGCAGCCAUUAUCAGAAAAGGAGGUGUUGCGCAGGAAGUUCGAAGCGGACGAUGCUGCAGCGCUGCGCUCCGGCCCUCCUCCCCAACCUCCCCCCCGGGGUGCGCCGCCUCCACCUGGAUCGCCGCCUCGGGGGAUGAACCCGCGCGGAGGCUCGGGUGCGGGAAACAGUGGGCUCCGAUCCCCACUUCCGGUGCCCGGAUCGCCGGUGCCUUCAUCCGGUUUCCCUGGCGGCUUCAAGCCCCUGACGGCGGCUGAAGAGAAGGCGCGGCUCAAAGCCCAGUAUGAGGCGGAGGACCGGCAGUCGGGUGCCUCUUCGUCCUCGGGGCCGCCGCCGAGUCAAUAUGCUUCUAUCCCUCCGCCUCCACCUCUGAUGCCGCGCCCGCCGAAGGAGUAUAUCCAAGAGACCCAGGCAGCAAACGCACGCUCCCAGCAGGGCCAUGACCUCGCGGAUGUCGCGGGUUUGUCAUCUGCGACACCGCAGAUCGACUUGACCAUGCGCCCGUUCACGCCUUUCACUCCUGGCUUCGACACUGUCUCGCCACCCCCUGGUCCUCCACCCCCACUACCUCCCAAGGUCUCCGCUGAGUGA